AUGGCCGAAAUAGUUGAGGAAGCAGUGAAACAAAAAGUCUCUCUUGGAGAAUCUACUCUGGAUUCUGAUUCGACAAUUUGUUGUCUCAAAUUGAGUGAGUCACUAUUCCCAACAAAGAGAGAGAAAUACAACAAGAUUUAUGUACGAGAUUGUUAUAUCCCUGUGUAUGAUAUCAUCAGCAAUCACCAAGCUCUUCAUGGUCAAGGUUCAAUUGUACUGGUAAAAGGAAAUCCUGGUAUCGGCAAAUCAGUAUUUCUUUUCUACUACCUGUACCGCAAGAGAAGCGACCCUUUAGUCAAAUCAAUAAUAUACGAUGUUGUUGAUGCACCCGUCUACCACUUUACUUAUACCGAGGAUGGGAGUCCAAUCGUUCACCAAGGAGAUAGAUCCUCUUUCAAGGAUAUCCUUCUUCGACCAGAUUCAUCAUCUCUUUACCUCGUUGAUGGUCAGCGCCCACUGCCAUCCAAAAGACCCACUUUGAUUGUGUCGUCACCAAACAAGUCAAAUUAUGAGGAGUACAUGAAGGAUGGAAAAACAAGUCGAAUUAUCAUGCCACUAUGGUCAUCAUUGGAGAUUCUGGCUUCAAACUGCUUGAUAUUUGAUCAUCCAAUUCAAGAUGUUCAAAGUCGAUACUUUAGAUGGGGUGGAAUACCUAGAUAUGUACUUGAUAAAAUCAGUAGACCUGAUCAAGAACUUCUCGUCAAUGCAAUCUCCAGUACAAACCUUGAAGCAUGCAUUAGCAGUAUUAACAUGCCAGACUCUCCAGAGUCUGGAAGUCACAAAGUGAUUCAUUUGGACGCCGAACCAGGCACAGAUUUUGUGCGCCAACGAGUCUCGUUCGCUUCCAACUACGUCAAAGAAAAGCUGGUUCAAAGAUUCUAUUGGAAUUGGAGGGAAGAAGUUAUCAGAAAAGUUUCUCUAGUUGGCACAAGUCAGAUCGAAGGUUUGCUCUUUGAGCAGCUGUCUCACCAGACUCUUAUUAAUGGCGGUGAAUUUCAUAUCAGAUCACUUGAUGGGAAAGGCAAUCUGGGCGAAUACCUUCACUUUGCCCCCGCCAAAUGCGACUCGAUUCAGGGUACCACCGAGCUAGCUUCUAGACUUGCCUCCAAAAAUCGUUUCCCACCUGACACCUAUGUUAGACCAACCGAUUUAAACUUCCCAGCAGUUGAUUCGUUUAUGGGACAAUAUUUAUUUCAAAUCACCAAAACCAACAACCAUCCUGUCUCUUUUAAAGAGCUCAAUUUUAUCACUUUCCAUCUUGAUCCAUCUACAAAAAACCCCGCUGCAACCACAACAGAUACAACCACAACAACAACAGCAACAACAACAACUGAUGCAUCCACAACAGCUGGUACCCAAUUCCACCUCUUUUUUGUCGUCCCUCCUCAUCUCUUUGAUUCGUUCCCUCGCCAAGAAUAUGUGGAAGCCAAAACACAACCUGACGCCAAUAACCCUGGCAAGAAGACCACCACCAAAAACAAAGUAAAAGCCCCUCAAAAUGUGCAUCAAUAUGCACUCAAAAUGGCUUUUAGCUCUGUCCCCCCCUCUGUCUUGUAUCCUGUGAUAAGCGGUGAGGAUGCAAUAAUUAAUUCUGAUCCAAAAACAAUUUUGAUUGAUCAUCUUCAAUCAACUCAAAAAAUUAGUACCACUGAUUCUAUUAGAAUGGAUCAAGAUAUAAAAAAAGAUAAAAGAUCAAUUACAUCUGCUCUAAAUCUAAAAAAAGCACGUGAUGCGAGAAAAAAUCAAUUUAUAAUCUAUGAUAGUGAUUCUGAUUCUGAUAAUGAUUCUGAUAAUACAAAGAAAAGAACAAAAAACAAAGCUCCUGUAAAAAAGAAAAGAAUAGUAAUAGAUAAUAACAAAAAAGACUUUGAACAAAUGAAUAAAAAAAUGGAAUUUCUCAUUGAAAUGUUUACUUGUCACCAACAAAAAAAUAAUUUCAUUGUAAACGAUGAAGUUGUAGAGAAAGAGAUAAAACAACAACCUAUAAAUAGUAUUAAAGAAUCAGAUAUUAUAAAGAAUAAAAUGAUUAUGAAAUCAAAAAAGAAUGAUAAAAAAUUGAUUAGAAAGUUGAUUAGAGAAGCAUUAGAUGAUGAGAGGAAACAACAACAACAUCUCUCUAAAGAAAGCAGCCCUGUAUUGGCUUGGUCAAAUCCAAAUGAAGUUGCCAUGAUCAAAUCAAUACAGGACACCAACUUUAGAGAAUCUUUACUAAAGAAUCAACAAGAAUUGGAUAAAGAAACAAAGAAAAAGAUCAUUGAUUUAACAAAAGAUGAUAUUCAAGUAAAACAAACAGAACAGCAACAACAAAUAAUGGUUGAUCAAAUUUUACCAAAUGAUUUAAUAGAAAUGGUCCCAAGAAACAAUCUAACAACUACAAAUGAUUUUGUAAAGAGAAAUGAAUUAAAAGACAUGGUAAAGAAUCAAAGAAUUAGUGUCAUUGAUUUAAUUGUAUCAUUUGCUCAAGAUUUGAAAAAAAAACAAAAGAUUGGUAGUGGAAGAUCAAACAAAGAAAGGGAUUUGAAACCAAAAGACAAGAUGUCAUUUAUUAUGAAUUUGGAUCCACACAACAAACCAGGAAGUCAUUGGGUUGCAGUAUACAUUGAUGCAGAUAAAGAUAAAUCAGUAGAGUACCAAGAACCAACUGAUGACUUUAUGAAACAAUUAAAAGAUUUAAUUGAUGAAAUCAACCCAGAUUAUUAUUUAAAAUUCAAAUUAAACAAAGUCAUUGAUCAAUCAAAUAGUACUACAUGUGGAUAUCAUGCAAUUAAAUUUUUAUUAAAUAGAUACAAUGGUAUACCAUUUAAAGAAUCAAGUGGUUGGAGUGAUAUAUCAAAAGAGGAAAACAAAGCAAAAAAGAUGAGAGAGAUGAUUGGAACAAGUCAUGGUUUCAAUUUACAUUUACAUUACCAGCAACCAAUGCAAAGUUUGGAUUUACAGAUACAGGUAUUUACAAGAGGUACAUAUUUAAUGGAUCAUACCAACUUUCAUUUACAUUCUAAAAUGGUGACUAAGAUCAACAAAAAAUUAAAUAAUACACUCAACACUUUCAACUCUGCAGUAAAUACAGCAAAUCAAUCUUAUAUUCCUUGUUAUUCUUGUAACACUUUGGUAAAUAUGAAUCCAAGAUAUGAUGGCACUUCAUGUGAUAGAGCAUUUACUGAACCAGACUAUUUAUCUUCAGGCUUUGCGGCCAAUACAGCA
This is a messenger RNA of Cavenderia fasciculata, 3201 nucleotides long. RefSeq lists its product as uncharacterized. The transcript is spliced from 11 exons. The record is from RefSeq and is a predicted model, not a curated record. The annotation marks the transcript as partial. NCBI's taxonomy places the organism in Eukaryota, Evosea, Eumycetozoa, Acytosteliales, Cavenderiaceae.